GCGGGAAAUGGCGCCUGGUAACACAACGAUGUGUCAUUUCGGAGACGGACCUUGAGUAGAUGUAUACAGAAAAAGUCGCACCAGAUCAAGGAAAAAAACAACCACUGCCUCCGUUGUGAUGGUUAAUCGGUCUUGAGUCGUUAUCUCCAGAUACUGCGGAUCACCGUAAACCUUACAUGUGACUGCUCAAACAAUGAGGCUGAGAAUGCGUAAAGCGUCUCAGCAGCCGAACCCCAGUCUGGCCAGCCGCCCAUCCCGUACCAAGCGGCGGCAUUCAGAAGUAGAAGAGGACACUCCUACUAGCGGAGGGCGGGGCUUGUUCUCGACCAUCAAGAAGUUCAUCAGAGGAAAUGCUGUCAAGGUGCCGCAGGAGAGCCCAGCCAAGAAGACACGCCUCCACUGUGAUGUGGACAACAACCUGAUCACCUCCACCACCCCAAACACCAACACCCCUCGCAAGACUAUCAGCAGGGUUGGCAGGAGAGGCUCCCUCAAUGGACAAGCAACAAAUCAUGAUAGGAGCAAGGAGAAGCCCAAUGGCAGCCUGGAGGAGACGACGGCCGUCGAUGUGCCCACCAGCCCGCCCAGAACCACCCUUCUUGGGACCAUCUUCUCCCCUGUUUUCAACUUCUUCUCACCAGCUAAAAAUGCCUCUUCUGGUUCAGACUCUCCAGACCAGGCAUUGGAGGCUGAGGAGAUAGUCAAGCAGCUGGAAAUGGAGCAGCCUGUAGAGACGCCCACCAGCACAGCCACAUCCACACAGGAAAUGUGUGCCACCACUAACUUCUACUCUAGUGUAUCACAACUGCCACCUCUGCGACCUCCACACAUCCCUGAGGUGUCACCCGCAGUAGUGGAAGGAGGGCUUGAGGCUGAUCCUGAUCUGCCACCCCUCACAGCGCCAGGCUCCAGUCCAGAGAUGACAUAUGUGGACGCACCCCCCACCACAGUACCACCAGAGGCAUCCUAUGAGGAAGACUGGGAAGUGUUUGACCCGUAUUUCUUCAUCAAGCACGUCCCUCCUCUGACAGAAGAGCAGCUCACACGUAAGCCAGCCCUGCCACUGAAGACACGCAGCACACCUGAGUUCUCUCUGGUUCUGGACCUGGAUGAAACUUUGGUUCACUGCAGUUUAAAUGAGCUGGAGGAUGCAGCACUUACCUUCCCUGUCCUCUUUCAAGAUGUCAUUUACCAGGUGUAUGUACGCCUGAGGCCGUUCUUCAGAGAGUUUCUGGAACGUAUGUCUCAAAUCUAUGAGAUCAUCCUAUUUACAGCUUCCAAAAAGGUGUAUGCAGACAAACUCCUCAACAUCUUGGAUCCUAAAAAGCAGCUAGUGAGACACAGGUUGUUUCGUGAGCAUUGUGUUUGUGUCCAGGGAAACUACAUCAAAGACCUCAACAUCUUGGGCAGAGAUCUGUCAAAGACCAUCAUCAUCGACAAUUCACCGCAAGCCUUUGCAUAUCAGUUGUCCAAUGGGAUUCCCAUAGAGAGCUGGUUCAUGGACAAGAAUGACAAUGAGCUGCUGAAGCUGGUGCCCUUCCUGGAGAAGUUGGUUGAGAUGAACGAGGAUGUGCGGCCACACGUUCGAGAGAGGUUCCGACUUCACGACCUGUUGCCCCCAGAUUGAACUGGACUCUGUCUCUCAGAACGGGACAACAGGAAAAGACUGAAAACAACAUGCCUGUAAAAAGCCCCUCUUUGGAUUACAAACUACAACAUUGCCAUUACUGUUAAAGAUUUAGCCUUUUUUUCUCUUUCUUUUUGUUUUAGUUUUGUUUUUAAGUCCACCGUUGCUUUUUAAAAAAAAGAAAACUUCAAAAGAAAAACGUUUUUAAAUAUCUGGGCGAAAUUUUCUAAAUAUCUACUAUAUAAAGAUGAAAUCACACACACUAUGAACAAGCCCAGGUAAACUCCUCUUUUUGACUGACUCUCCAGCUGUGGAGACGGAUAUCGUCUCCACACUAAAUUGUGAAGUCUUGGUGCUGGUUUAGUGGAUAUACAAACGCCACCUGGUAAAGAGGAACUCCACUCCCCCGAGUACCUGAACCCAAACCAUCCCCCUGGUGCUCACGCUGUUGACACUGAUGAAUAACGACACUCUGUGGCUACAGACCAUUUUCAGCAGGAAUGACUGGCCUGUAAAUCCAUCUGUGCAUGUGUGUAUGUUUACUCCUAGCCACACACACACACAGACACACACUCACUGAUUUGGUGUUUGGUAAACCUACAAUCUGUAGCCUUUGAAUCAUAUGCAUUCCUCCGUAGCCUAGUCAAGUUUCUAUUGUUGGUUGCAGUUUCUUUCUGGUAAAACUGGUGUUUCAUUGUUAAAAAAAAAGGAAAAAAUAGAGCGUUUCAAAAUGUUUUACUUCUGUUUGUAAGAUAGGAUAUUUUAAAAGGGGUCAUGUAAGUUUUAUUGUAAGCCUUUUUCCUAUUAUGAGAACAUGGGUGCAUAUUAAUGACAGUCCACUGCAUAGUCAUGAAAUGGAAUUAAUCCAGGACUUUAAGUAUAGUUUGUUCUAACAAAUAGAGGUUUAAAUGGGUGUGUUGGCUUCACUGUGGACACAACACGGCUCCUUAAUCUAAUGUUAGGAUUAAGAAUCUUCUUACUUGUAAAUCUGACAUAUUGUAAAGGUUUGAGGGCAUUCAUUUUCAAAGUGACACGUGUCAACGUUAGCCAUUCUUUGAUAAUAGUAUUUGAUUUGUCAUUUGUCUCUAAUCAGUAUUGUCUUUUACUCCUAAUCAAGUAUUCUGGCUAAAUCAGAGCUCUGUUUCUUUUAGUUGUGUAAUUUGAUGGCUAUGUCAGUAGCAUUAUGACUAAUGUAGCACAUCUCUGCCAGUGUGUCAUGAAGUCUGCCCGUGGUAGAAAUUUAUGGCCAGACCUUGUACCAGCCAUAUCUGGCACCAGCAACAUACUGUUUUAACAGUCACAGUUCGACUGACUGCUCCUCUUCCUGUUUCAUACUUUUUACUUUAUAUUUUGUUUAUAUGUUUAAAGCAUUGUGUUAAAGAAUGGUAACUAUAUGAAUGUGUAUCUGCCCGGACACUCAAGCCAAACUGACAUUUAACUCCUCUGUUGUUUCAGCUUGAUUUGAGACAAAUAGUCGCCAGAAACGUAGAUGUUUUGUCGGCAUCAUUUACAAGACAGAAAGCUCAAUCAGCCAUACACUGCUGUCUUCUGUCAUCACCCCAACUCCUCAAGAGUUGACUUGAAUCUCUGUGAUAAUUUGGCAUGCGUCGUUGAACUCGGUUCGGUUUUAAAUCAAAAGUGCAUUUUAUGGUGAAGAUGUUAAAGCAAAUGUGUUUGGAUUUGUCUAGGUUGCCUGUACAGUGCCAUAUGAUUCCUCUCCCCACAAGUCCACUCCCACUCCCCUCCCUGCGCCCCCCCCCCCCCCCCCCCCAAAAAAAAAUGUUAAUGGAAAGAGACAAUCAGACCUCAACACUCUGCAGAUACUGAAACCUGGAGACAGAUACCCCUCCCUUAUUUCUUUCUGUGUGCCGUAUGUUUUGUGUACUGUGAUUCCUUUGAGUUGUGUUCCCCCUCUCAUGAAUAAAUAUGCCAGGUGCCCUGCCCAAAACAAUCCCCGCUGCACACAACGCAGGUUCUGUUCAGUGUCUGCCCGUCUUUGCCUUUUGUUCACCAGAAGUCGGGAGCUCUCCAGAAGUUUGAAAAUUAGUUUGUAUUCAAGUAAAAUUGUUACAGGGCACAAUGGUGUUUGCGGAGACAUAAUGUUAUGAGUACACAUGUCCAGACUAUGAAUGUAAAAUUGUACAUGGGGUGACGUCUUAAGUCUUUCCGAAUUCCUUGUUGUGUUCUCGCUCAGAAAUUGACGAGGAGGGAUGGCAGCUCGUGUCUGUCGUUCACACGUUGAAGAGGAGGCAAGAACAAUGUGCAUGGAAGAGGAAACGUGUCUUGAGGUCCCACCAUGGUAGCCCCCUCCCCACCCCAUCCCCACCCCUUCCCCAUGACCUCUCACCAUCCUGACUGCCAGCUAUUCGUAUGCAAGCCUCACCUUUUUAGAGAUGUAGCCCCGGCGUGCUCGUCUCCUCGGAGGGCUGUGUGAUUAUGUAUGAUGAUCAGUCGUGGCUCGUUUUCUGAAGGAUCGGUGGGAGGCAUUUGAUACUUUUCAUCCAGCUCAUUUUUAUGUGCAUUACCAGUUUAUUGUACACUGAGUGUUGUACAAUACAUGCAGCUUCAUGUUUAAAAAAUCCUUAAAGUAAGGAAAAUCUUUUGUAUUUUUGAUUUCAAAAGGCAUGUCAUAUCUACUUUUUAAAUGUAUUAAUGAAGAUUUAACUUUACUUCAGAUGGAGUGUUUUUUUUCUUUUUCUUACAAAUAUCUGUAUGUUUAGUUUAGCGCAAUGUUACUGAACUGUUAAACUUAGCAUGUAGAGAAUACAGCUUGCUUUGUGGGAAAGUCCUGAAUUAAAUUUUAAUCAUGGCACUUUUUCUGCAGAAAAGAGCAAUCGUGUUAAUUAAUUUUUUUUUUUUCAAUAUCCGUUAAGCCAUUUUACUUGCAAGAAUUGCUAUUUGUGCUGAAGAUGUAUUUAAAAUGUUUUAAGACAUCUUUGUUAGCCACCAGGCUACAUGCUAUUGUAAAGUGUAUAUACAGUUACAUUGAAUUUCUGAAACAAAGUUUUAAAGUUAAAAACC
Molecule: messenger RNA, 4648 nt
Organism: Acanthopagrus latus (yellowfin seabream)
Lineage: Eukaryota; Metazoa; Chordata; Actinopteri; Spariformes; Sparidae
Gene: ctdspl2b
Product: CTD (carboxy-terminal domain, RNA polymerase II, polypeptide A) small phosphatase like 2b
Exons: 13
Coding region: 194-1627 (477 amino acids)
Molecular function (GO): phosphoprotein phosphatase activity
Source: RefSeq, a predicted model, not a curated record